Messenger RNA from Thlaspi arvense, 1476 nucleotides. Lineage: Eukaryota; Viridiplantae; Streptophyta; Magnoliopsida; Brassicales; Brassicaceae. The record is from the annotation of a GenBank genome assembly.
UCUGUAAUCCGUUUCUAUCCUCUGAGAAGGAGAAAGUUGCUUCGACGUCGAGAAUAUAAGAUGGCGGAAACAAGUGCAAAGCGUCUCAAGCGAGCAGGGACAUGGGUCGAUGUGGAAAACGUACACGAUCUCUUCGUCGACAUCUUAUCGCGUCUGCCCGUACAAUCCAUCUGGUCAUUACGCACCGUCAGCAAGAAAUGGUAUGGUUCGAUUCGCAACAAGACUUUUGCUAAAAACCUGCUAGCCAAAUCUAAGGAGGAGCCUCGCUUCAUCGCAUGUCUAAAGAUGGCGAAAAGGAUGAGACUGGAGACGAUGAUACCAGGACGUGUGGAAAAAUCUCACCUGAAUACAAUUGAUCCUGCUGGGAGAAGCGAUGAAGAUUACAUGUACAUGAUAUCAUCUUUCAACGGACUUAUCUGCUGCGUUAAUUACAUCAACGAGGAAAACGUGGAAGGAAACAACUUCUGGGAUCUGCAGAUACGGAUCAUUAACCCUUGCACAGGGGAAACUCUGCUUCUUCCCCAAGGAACACCUUCGUUCAAGUUUGAGCCAAGCUUUGGAGUAGCUUAUGGCUCCGACGAAUUCAAGGUUUUCCGAAUUUUCUGCCAGGAGAAAGUCCCUAAAGAGAAGGUAUAUGAUGGAUUUUACUAUGAAGGUGGUCGAGUCUUGAGAGCACACACUAGCGCUGUGGUAUAUGAGUGUGAGGUGUAUUCAUCUAGAACCUGUGUUUGGGAAAAUAUUGGCACUGUGCCUUGUGUUCCCAUGUAUACUCAUCUUAGUCCCUUCAGAUCUGUGCAUGUUUUUGUGGGAGGUAAGGUUUACUGGCUUUCUUCUUUAUUUGAGCCAGAAGAAAUCCUCUCUGUAGAUUUUGAUGGGAGAUUUGAGGUUAUUAAGUUGCCUCACUAUCAUACUAAUCAAAAAGGCGAAGACAGGAUAACAGAUGAUACUUUUCUGAUAAAUUUGCAUGGAUGUCUCUCUGUUGUUGUUCGACAUCCCAACUACAUGGAUGUGUGGAUUUGGAAGAAACACGGUUGGGAAUUUGUAUGCUUUGAUACUAUGCCAUUUCGUGAGAAUGACUUGGUGUUAGCCAUAACUUCAUUAGAAAGCGAGAUCUUUUGGGUGACUCAGAAAUUAUGGUGUUCUUAUAAUGUGGAUACUAAUAGCUGGAAGAGGAUAAAGAGGGUAAAUGCUAUUUCUGCUGGACUUGCAAACCCAUCUCUUCUCCCAUUCGCCAAGAGCAUUUUUCCUUGCAAUGGCGAUGGGAUGGUGCCGUAGAAGAACAUUAUGAUCCUCUUUUUGAUGUGAUGGAGAGAUCAUUGCCUUUUGUGUUUCCCUCAUAAACUUUGUUAAAGAUUCUCUGGUUGGUAUAUUUCAUUUUGCACUCGGUUUAUGCAGUUUUUUGGUGCAUGUAAGGCUUUGCAACAAAUGGAUGUAUGACUAAUGGUUGCUUUUAAGAUUUUAGUCUCUUGAUUUCUA